Molecule: messenger RNA, 2259 nt
Organism: Xylaria bambusicola
Lineage: Eukaryota; Fungi; Ascomycota; Sordariomycetes; Xylariales; Xylariaceae
Exons: 1
Coding region: 1-2259 (752 amino acids)
Biological process (GO): double-strand break repair
Cellular component (GO): nucleus; site of double-strand break
Source: RefSeq, a predicted model, not a curated record
AUGGCUGUUCAGACCACGCAAAGCUCCACAUUAGGAGCCCACCCUCAGUCUUCAGCCACCACUGCGCCAGUCCGUGAGCAUGCCUGCCUGUUCACCCACGAUCUUCGCAGGAAGCAAAAGCGUUGGCAAGAUGGGCGUCUCAAAUACCACACCUUCAAUCGGCGGGUUAUGGUCUACGAUGAGCGGGGCAACUUCGUAGGCGACAUGCACUGGCGAGAAGAUUACGACCUCGCCGAUGGCGACGAACUUGAGCUCGAGAGAGGCGGCGUCCUCAUCCAAGUUGGCGAGUGCGUCGGAAGUCGCGACCAGGAUCUAUCCGAUCUGAUAGAUAAAAGAGCUCAAGAAAGGGCUCAACGUCAAGCUGCAGCUGCGGCGCGAAGACCUCCUGUCACUGCUGUGCCAUCAAUACAUAGCAUCAAACAGCAACCUAUAUCGCAGAAACAUCUCCACGACGUUAUUGGGACGCCCUCCGGCCACCAUGGCCGUGCAGUGCUUUCAAAAAAGUCGCCUUAUGAAGAGCGCAGACAGAGACAGCCACCACCCCAUAGCGACGAUAGCCGUCCAGCCAAAAGACAGAGAAGGGAGGCUUCUCCUCCUGGAAAGAGUGGCUAUGCUCAGAACUUAUUUGGUGCGACUUUGAUACUAUCAGGGCGGCCAUCGAGCCAAGGCGCCGCUCAUAGCCGCUCUAUGCCGAGGCAUGCACUUCUACACGCCGAUACUACACCGUUACGUACGGACAACUAUGCUAGGCUGGACAUUUCGAAAAGACCAGAGCCCACUAUAGACACCAACCCGAGUACAUUAGACGAAUCAAACACAUCCCCUACAUCUCAGAAACAGCGGCGAAGACUAGUUCUUCACCAAGACAAGAAAAUCACAGGGGAACAAUCCGUUGUGGAUUCUCAAUCCCCAAACAAAAUCACGCGAGAGUGUAGAGCAACUAACGAGCAUCCUGCACAAAUAGGCCUGGUAUCUGACCAAUCCCGCGGUCUAGUAUCUGGAACCGCAGAAAGAACAGAUAAGGUUCGAAACAAGAAACGGGCGGACCCUAGAGAUGACUGCACUAAAGGAAAUCGGCAUCGAGAGAAAAACUUGAUCGACCUGACCGAAGAUCAAGCUGAUGAUCCUCAACGACCUCUUCCUGAAGAACCCAGAACAGAGCUAAGAAUAAAACCUAGAAAAAAACGAGGCUUGUUAAUGAUCUCUGAGCGCGACCCUAUAUGCAGCUCUUUGUCAAACUCGAACACAACCCGACUCUCCAAUGGAAAAGGAGGGCAUAAUUCAAAAUCUGCAAAUGUAUCACUACACACUUCGGUAGAGUAUCUCGAAAAGACUCGGGAACCCGCACCAAGACGGAGGAAAGCGAGUGAAAAGAGUGUUGAUUAUCAAGAAUCUCGUGCAGCUAACACAUGCCCUUCCGAGGACGAGGAAUUUACAACGCAACGUGUGAUCCGCCACAAGCCAGAAUUUACGUCAAGAGCUAAAUUAAGAGCUACAACAGAGAAUAGCGAUGAUGACCGAACUGAAUCGUGUGCUCUCGCGAAUAGAAAGAGCUUGAGACUCGCGCAGCAAGUUACAAACGAGAAUACUGCCUCAACUAGUGUGGAUCAAGAUCGUGUGCCACUACGAUCAACGAGUCGAGAAGAUAAUAUCACCACUGACGAGGGGCCUGCUCCUCGCCUGGCCAAGUUGGGACGCAAAAGCAUUAAGAGCAAGGAGGUAAUUGGCUUUGUCUUUGAUGAUGAUUCGGACUCAUUGGUGAAUAUCAGGCAGAAUGAACAUGUUCAAGACAAAACUUCCUUGGAUUUGACGCCAAACGGAGACCCUGAUAAGCAGCCCAAUCAAUUCAAGAGUAGGCUCUACGAAGAUCCGAUAACGAACGAAAGGCCUCCAAGUAGUAAAUCUCAGGCCUCAAAGAAUCGUUCACUAUCGGGUAGAGCAAGUCCAACGACGCAAACCGAAGAGGCUUCAUUAUCCAUCGCGACGGCUUCUACAAAAGAGUCCAAGCCUACAAUUAGCAACCCGGCGACUCGCGGUAAAAAGGCGGCGAAACCUUCAGAUGCUGCUGGUCAAAUGCCCAAAUGCCCUCUACCAGCAGAGCUAGUGGAGAGCUCACUACGUCGAAACCCCGAGACGAAGAAAGGAACGCGAAUUCGGGACAAAAGUAUGGCAACUCCACUGCCUGGUUUUUCUAGAGCAAACGGAGGACCAUGGAGCAGAGAAGCCCACGACUUAUUUGAUUUCAAGCGACCGUCAUAA